ACCUUUUUCAUUUCGAACGAGGCGCGCAAGUGUGCCGGCUCCCGGUAACUACCUAUUGCCCUCAACUGUACAGACCCAUCCACAGUUGAGUGGAUGAAGGAGGAAGCAUUAUACCCCGCCGCAUGCACAGCCACAUAUGUAGAGCUGGCUUUGCGAAGUGGUGAGGUGAGCCGAGUUGGCUGACACCAGGGCCUUGCAGGGCGAAUCCUGUUUUCAUCACCCCUGGACCCAAGACCCUUCCCCAGACUGUAGUACACGUCGACGAACGUCAUAGGUCGUCGUUUGCUUCACAUGUCGCCAGCUCUCGUUUAUCGUUUAUAAUGCCAAAACCUCCACAAUGGCGCAAAGACCAUUGCUCUGCUGUCGUACACACCCCAUGUCACAAUGUCAGCAGCUCAGGUAUCCCCGCGUACCAGCUCGUCCGCCCAACGAUCAUCAAUGGAUCGCACACGCAUACCUACAGACCGCUCAGCUGCACCAUCAGCCUCGCCCGGUCUCCAGCAGGCCAAGCCCGAGAAAAUGAGAAAGAGGCUCCAAAAGAACCCUUCCCGCCGGUCAGCCUCCAGCAACCUGUCGUUAAGUUUCAAGGCUGGUGCCAAUCCUGUGGUACAGCAGACAACACAACCCAUCGCUUCGUCUCCCCGCGUGCCACCAGAUCUGAGUGAUGCCAAAUGGCAAGAGUACCUACGGCGGAGCGGCAUGUUGGCGAUGGACUCAUCGUCACCAUUGCCAGGACUCAGCCCUCUUCAGGAACGAGCCGACGCAAACAACGUCGAGCAGACACCGACGAUCAUACCGGAAUUCAAACAUCUCGCUAUUAAUAACACACCUCCUCGGCCGCUCCUCACUAGUCUUGGUACCAAUUCUCCGACCUCUUCAACUUCGACGGCUUCCAGCGUCAAACGUCGGGCAAAGACCCCGGUCACGUCCAUCGGCCAGCUGGAAGCAGGCUCAUUCGGCAGAAACUCCACCGAUGCCAGCAAAGUCACGAGCGUUGACCGCAUUGCGGCCCAGUACCAGGCUCUCCUCGAGCCCAGUGAUACGGAUUCCAUAUACACGGACUGUUACUCGGACCCUCCGCCACGCUCCGAACGACGACUGACAUCGUCGGGAACGAGGCGGCAAGAUAGCUCGGAGGAAGUCCCACCACAUCAUGUCAUUGCCGUCCCACCACCGCGGCGUGGAAAUACACAGGCCCAUUCGCCCACCUCGGACGACGGCACUCUGGUCGGCUUUGACGAGGAGGCGAUCUACUUUAAGCCCUUGUCAUUCUCGCCAGAACCGCCUUCCGUACUGCACCAUCGAGUGUCGACAAUGUUGCGACGAUCCGUGCCGCAAGGAAACUUCGGGCUUCAGCUUUGUGUCGACCUCUUGACACGCGAGCUGGCGACAGCCAUGCUUGAUCGUCCUGGAGUCAGCCCCGACGCACCUGCGCUGCAAAUCCUCGUCAUGAUUGAGGCGUAUGAGAGGUUGCGCAACCAGGUGCUCGAGAUGGGCUUACAACGUGACGAGCCCCAGGGUGUCGAAACCAUGUUCGACACAUGGCUCGGCGCAUUGUAUUCCCUUCAUGAUUCCCUAUCUGGGGAGUCUUGGUCCCGAAGCGAUACUUCGUCUUUGCCUUAA
Molecule: messenger RNA, 1623 nt
Organism: Verticillium dahliae VdLs.17
Lineage: Eukaryota; Fungi; Ascomycota; Sordariomycetes; Glomerellales; Plectosphaerellaceae
Exons: 1
Coding region: 385-1623 (412 amino acids)
Source: RefSeq, a predicted model, not a curated record